This is a messenger RNA of Linum trigynum, 1780 nucleotides long. NCBI's taxonomy places the organism in Eukaryota, Viridiplantae, Streptophyta, Magnoliopsida, Malpighiales, Linaceae. The record is from the annotation of a GenBank genome assembly.
GCUAACCCGGACCCGGAAAACUACUGAAAAUAAUUAAUUACGCACCACGCUGAAACGAUAAUAAUUAAAAUAAUACAAGAGCACCUAUUGCCCAACGUUGAAAUUCUCUAUUCCUUUUCUUGGUUUUGAACGGUUUACUGGUCGUAUUUACAAAAACUGGAAAGGGCAUUUAAGUCAUUCACUCUCCGCUCUCUCAUAUAUAUAAGACGAGUCUUCCGUGUUCUUCGCAAUUAAACUCAAACGGAAACAAUUCCCCAAACAGAAAAAGCGAAAAAGAAAGAAUUCUCCAGACUUUUCUAGUUCCUCUUCAGCCGCCGCCGUUGAUGGACGCAGGUGAAGCUCUAAACCUCUACGAUUCCUACUGGUUCGAGAUGGAGAUCCUGAAGAACCGGUCAACGUAUUCUUCCCCGUCGGAUUCCCCGCCGGAGACCCCAACUAUGGCCAGCAUGUAUCUGCAGAUCCAGAAGCAACAAGCUCCGCCGCCGCCGGAGAUUUCGAAAUUAAGACCCACUCGCGGCGGAGGCCAAUCCGCGAUUCUCAGAUCCAUGAGCGAGGACUUGUACACGAAGCCGAGCUUCAUCAACAACACCCCGGCCUCGCCGGACUCCGUCCUCACUUCUCAACUCCGCACAAUCCUCUCCGGUAAAGAAGCGACCGGAGAUGAAUUGGAAAUAUUCACCAAAUACUCCCCUCCUCCUCCUCCUCCGCCGCCUCUCAGAAAGUGUUCUCCCAUCUCCUCCGGUUCCAAUUCACCGUCGAAGGCGAGAAAGCCCACCCCCGCCGGCGGGAGGAGGAGAGCGGCGAAGAAAGGGUUGGCGAGCAAGAGCUUGUCGUCUCUGGAGUUCGAGGAGCUGAAAGGGUUUAUGGAUUUAGGGUUCGUGUUCUCCGAGGAAGACAGGGAGUCGAGCUUGGUCUCGAUUCUCCCCGGGCUACAGAGAUUGGGGAAAAAGGACGGCGGGGGAGCAGUAGAACCCCCUUCGGCGGUGGAUGAAUCGGCGGUUCCGAGGAGGCCGUACUUGUCGGAAGCCUGGGCGGUUCAGGAGAAGGAGAAAAUGAGGAAUCCGGUGAUGAAUUGGCGGGUUCCGGCGCUGGGAUUGGGAAGCGAGAUUGACAUGAAAGACAGCUUGAGAUUGUGGGCGCAUUCUGUUGCGUCUACUGUUAGAUAGCGUUUGGUUGGAUUGGAUCCAUAGCCACACACCAUAAAAUUCUUUCUUUCUUUCUUUUUCUUUUGUUUGUAAGAAGAUUUUUUCUUACUGUUCGUGAAUUACCCUAUACCAAAUGUAAAUACAGAGCGAAAUAAAAAAGCCUACAUUGUUGUUUCCCAUGAAGAUGUUUUGUUUGUGAGAAAAAAUUAGAUUGAUUAAUUAAUUACAAGUGAGUCUUAACAAGAAUAGUUGUGUAACUGCCGCCCGGCGGCCGGGAUUAGUUUAUAAUUAGUUUGAAUUUUAGCUGAGACGACGACCGAGGGGCGGGUCAAUUUUCGUUUUGGGCAAGUGGGAACGGUGACCGGGGAUGGAGGAUUACUUUGCUUUGAUUAAACUACUGAUCGAAGGUGGGCUUACAUUAUGUCAUGAUUAAGAAUAGUAGAGUAAUGAUGGUGGGCGCUGAUGUGGGGGAGCUGGAGGGACCAUUUUUUUGUUUCUGUUUUUAUCAAUUUGGCUAAUGUGUUUAUAGGACUUGGCGUAUGAACGAGCUUGUGUCGUUUUAUUUUAUUUAUUUUUGUGUUAUCAGUUGUCCGCACGGUGGAUCGAUGAUUUUUUAAUGAAAAUGUGGUAUUGGA